AUGGCGAGUAGUUUCAUUCUGGCCGACCAAUUCCUGCAGAUGUCGAUGUAUGUUCCCUCGAUGGAACUGGCCUACGGGCCUGGCGAGCAUCGAAACAGCAUCCCAGUCGACAUGAAGGGCUAUCCGAGAUUCGCUCUGUGGGCUCGAGAUAUGCCGCCAAUGGAAAACUCUAACCUAUACGGCGUGCACAAUUUUAUGCUUGGACUGAGUCGUCAAGGUCGGGCUUUCGGAAUCUUCAUGUUGAACAGCAACGCGCAGGAGGUGGCGGUUCAAGCGCAUCCCUCUCUUAGCUACCGCACAAUCGGGGGAAUCCUCGACUUCUUCGUCUUCACCGGGCCGUCUCCAGCCUCCGUGAUCACCCAGUACCAGGAGUUGAUAGGUCGGCCACAGCUGCCACCCUACUGGAGCCUUGGAUUUCAUCUCUGUCGCUAUGGCUACGAGAACUUGGCGGAUGUGCGUGACACUCUGAUGCGGAAUCUGCAAAGCCUGGUUCCGUUAGACGCGCAAUGGGUGGACAUUGACUACAUGAACUCAAGCAAAGAUUUCACGGUGAGUCGAAAGUUCAAGGGACUGGGUGACUUUGUGAAGCAGAUGAGGCAGCUGUACGACGUAAGAAGCGUCAUGAUGCUGGACCCGGCCAUCUGCUCUGAAGGGGGCGAUGACUACUGGCCCUACAAGACGGGCCUGGAGGCGGACAUCUUCGUGAAGGACAACCGUACGGGCGAGCCGCUGGUGGGUGAAGUGUGGCCGGGCCUGACGGUCUUUCCUGACUUCACGCAUCCAAACAUUGGCGAGUGGUGGGGCAACGCUCUGACUGCCUUCCACGAGACCGUCCCCUUCGACGGGAUUUGGAUCGACAUGAACGAGCCGGCAAGCUUCGUCGAUGGCUCGACGACGGGCUGCUCAAAGGAGAGUCGUCUCGACAACCCGCCCUACACACCGCCUGUGGUCGGUGGGCGCCUCGAGUCGAAGACGAUCUGCCCAUCGGCCCAGCACUUCGGGCGGGUUGCCCACUACGAUCUGCACAACCUGUACGGCUACUCGGAGGCGAAAGUGACGCAGCAACACCUCCAACGUCUCAAGCCGGGAAAGCGUCAAUUCCUGCUCACGCGUUCAUCAUUCGCCGGCUCCGGUCGCCACACCAACCAUUGGACCGGCGACAACCUGUCCGACUGGCCGGAGAUGCUCGCCUCCAUCGGCCAGAUCAUCAACUUCAACAUGUUCGGCAUCCCGAUGACUGGCGCAGACAUCUGCGGUUUCCGGGGUCAAGCUAGCGAGGAGUUGUGCAUCCGUUGGAGCCAGUUGGGCGCCUUUUAUCCCUUCUCCCGCAACCACAACGAGCUCGGCCAACCGCCCCAAGACCCGGCAGCCUGGAGCUUCACGGCCACCGAGUACAUCUCGACCGCCCUGCAGAUGCGCUACCACCUGCUGCCCUACCUCUACUCCCUGUUCUACCGGGCCCACCUGAACGGGACGACAGUGGCUCGGCCGCUCUCCUUCCAGUUUCCCGACGACGUGAUCACACACGGCAUCGUGCGCCAAUUCCUCCUCGGCCCCUGUCUCCUCAUCACACCCGUCCUCGAGCCCAAUACCGACCGCGUGACCGGCUACCUGCCCAAGGGUGAAUGGGUCAACCUGGCGACUGGACAUCGUGAAGGCGGCUACCGCGCCGGCAACACCGGCGAAUGGAAGAUGUUCCCCGCCCCUCUCUCUACCAUUCCGGUACAUGUGCGCGCCGGUUGCAUUCUGCCGAUGCACACCAAGGCCUACUCCAGCCUACAGGCCCGUCAGACCGGACUGGGCAUCACAGCCGUCGUCGACCGGCGCAGCCAAUCGGCCCAGGGCGAGUUGUUCUGGGACGACGGCGAGACUGAGGAUCAGGCCUACACGUACCUCGAGUUUCGCCUGACCGGGCAGACGCUGACUGCCCGACCGACUGAGGUUCGCACCAGACUUGCCCAGGCGCCGGCCAAGACGGACGACCUCUUUCUCAACUUUGUCCUCAUCCUCGGACUCGGCUCUAGGCCGUCUGGAUUCUGGGUGAACGGAGCGCAAGAGAAAUUCUUCUACGACGGCCGAAGGGAUGCCCUCUCCUAUUCAUCCCAGUGCCAGUGCAUCCUUUUGUCACGGCAGCUCAACGUCACCUGGACCAUGCCAUGA
Molecule: messenger RNA, 2160 nt
Organism: Protopolystoma xenopodis
Lineage: Eukaryota; Metazoa; Platyhelminthes; Monogenea; Polystomatidea; Polystomatidae
Source: the annotation of a GenBank genome assembly